CGCGCACUCACACGCACACGCGCGCGCGCAACCCCUCCCGCCGCGGGCGCGGGGAGGGCGCUGGUGGAGCUGCGGAAGACCAAGUCCGGCGGGCGGGCCGGCGGGGCGGCGGCUGGCACUGGCUCCGGACUCUGCCCGGCUAGGGCGGCGGCUCCAGCUGGAAGAGCGACGUGGAGCGGCCACGUGGAGCGGCCCGGGGGAGGCCGGCGGCGGGAGGCGAGGCGCGGGCGGCGCAGCAGCCGGGAGCGCCCUCCGAGCUGGACCCUCAGCGCUGCGGCGCCGCAGCAGUUCCAGGGAGGAUGAUACCUUUGAUGAUGAGAGUGUUAAUCCUGCUGCUGCUUCCCGAGGGUCAGGCUGCUCCAAAGGAUGGAGUUACAAGGCCAGACUCUGAAGUUCAGCAUCAGCUCCUGCCCAACCCGUUCCAGCCUGGCCCAGAGCAGCUCAGACUUCUGCAGAGCUACCUAAAGGGACUAGAAAGGACAGAAGUGAAGCCGGAGCAUCUGAGCCGGGAGCAGGUUCUCCUCUACCUCUUUGCCCUCCAUGACUAUGACCAGAGUGGACAGCUGGAUGGCCUGGAGCUGUUGUCCAUGUUGACAGCUGCUCUGGCCCCUGGAGCUGCCAGCUCUCCUACCACCAACCCGGUGAUCUUGAUAGUGGACAAAGUGCUGGAGACCCAGGACCUGAAUGGGGAUGGGCUCAUGACCCCUGCAGAGUUCAUCAACUUCCCGGGAGAGGCCCCCAGUCACGUGGAGCCCAGAGAGCCCCUUGCUCCGUCUCCUCAGGAGCCACAAGCUGUUGGGAGGCAGUCCCUGUUAGCUAAAAGCCCAUUAAGACAAGAAACACAGGAAGCCCUGGGGCCCAGAGAAGAAGCUGAGGGCCAGGUAGAGGCCAAAAGGGAGUCCUUGGAGCCUGUCCAGGAGCCUGGGGGCCAGGCAGAAGCUGACAGAGAUGGCCCCGGGCCCAUAGGCGAAGCUGGGGGCCAGGCAGAGGCCGAAGAUGUCCCCAGGCCCAAAGGGGAAGCUGAGGGACAGGCAGAGGCCAGAGAGAAUGGAGAGGAAGCCAAGGAACUUCCAGGGGAAACACUGGAGUCUAAGAACACCCCAAAUGAGUCUGAGGUACACAUUGUUCAACUGGAGAAUGAUGAGAUCUAGAUCAUGAAGAUACAGGCUUGUACCCCGAGAAGUCUCAGUGCCAGAACAUAAGCCCUGAAGCAGGCAGGGGAAUGUACGCGGGGACAGGAACCACCUCUGUGCCCCCUGUCUGAUCCCAGUAGGUAUCAGGUCUUUCUGUGAAGCUCAGGGAAACCCUAAGUUAAGGGGCAGAUGACCAAUAAAGAACGGAAUGAAUUCAUCCCCCAGGCCACCUCUCUACCAAUCCAGCCUGCCCAGAGCCUCUCAGGGGGGCAGGGGGUUGAGGACCAGAAAGGACAGGGAUGCCACUUUCCCAGUGUUUCUAGGCCUCCCGGUGCUCCAGCAGCAGAGCCUAUGGUGCCAGCCAUGGCCAGCUGCAGAGGACCCAGUGAGGAAAGCUCCGUCUAUUCCUGGGCCCCAAACACUCUCUGGUUCCCCCUCACCUGGUGUUCAGACACCCCAUACUCUCCUGUAGCUCAGGGUAGGUAGUCCCCAUCACCCUGUAUCUGCCCCCCACCCCCAGUAAUAUUAAUCAUCACUAGAACUUUUUGAGAGACUCGUACACAUCAGGCAUCAUGCUGGGCAUUUUAUAUAUUAUAUAAUUUUAUCUUCACAAUAAUUCUAUGACCAAGCAGAACUGGCUUCAUUUGACAGAUGAAGAAAUUGAGGCAGAUUGUGUUAAGCACUGUACCGUAAGGUGACAUGCAGCAAAUUAAAUGGCAGAUUUGAA
Molecule: messenger RNA, 1860 nt
Organism: Cebus imitator (Panamanian white-faced capuchin)
Lineage: Eukaryota; Metazoa; Chordata; Mammalia; Primates; Cebidae
Gene: CGREF1
Product: cell growth regulator with EF-hand domain 1
Exons: 6
Coding region: 300-1151 (283 amino acids)
Molecular function (GO): calcium ion binding
Source: RefSeq, a predicted model, not a curated record